AUGGGAGCCUACUGCAGUUGCUGUCCCUCGGCGCCGACCAUUGGCCCGUCGCGCGCCGUUGCUUCGCUUUUUGACGAGAGCGGAGAGCGUCCGUCCGCAUGUGGACGCUUUACGGCUGUCCGCCUGUGCUCUGCCAAGCACCCCCACUUCGCUGCUGCCGCGGAGACGCUGGCUCGCGCCUUUUGCGGCAGCGAGAAGACCAACCCGGACCCAGCGACCGGCUGGGUAUACAGCGGAACGUGUGAUUCCCUGUUGGCUCCCCUUCCCGGCCCGCCGUCGGAGAAGCGUUUGCAGUGGUUCCGCUGGCUCACCAGGAUGGCCAUGCACUGGGCUCUGCAGAGAGGCGGUGCCUAUGCGCUGCUGGACCGGGCGGAAGGAGUCGUCGUUGCCGUCACUCUUGUGAGUCCGCCGGGUGCGCCCUCGGUCGAUGAGCUCGGGUUCUGUGGGGAGCUGGGUCUCAUUUGCAAGGCCGGGCUUCCGCCGUUUUCGACGGAUAGCGAGCGUACGGGAGCGGAGUUCGGCAGCUGUAUGGAUCGCAUGCGGACAUUGGAGACGACGCUGGUCAAGGCGCACAACGAACUAGAGGCUGAAGCGGCAGGGUCUGGCAAGAGCGGCGACCUUCACGUCGCCAUGGUGGCCGCCGACCCACAGAGGCAGGGACAAGGCGUCGGCUCCGCUCUGCUCCAGCUCGUCUCGGAUAUCGCCGAUGCCGAUGCGGUGUCUGCGCACCUCGAGACGCUUGGAGAGCGCAACGAAGGCUUUUAUGCCAAGAAGGGGGGGUAUCGGCUGGCAAAGAGGGUGGUCGUGCAGCAUAAGAACUGUAGGCUGGAUCUCGACGGCGGCAUUGCGUUGAUGGUGAGGCCGGCGAAGUGCCGAGCCGAGUCUAGCUAGCUGCCAUCCCAUUACACUGCCGAGGGCGUCGACGGCAGGUCAGCCAAUCUGAGUGAUACAUCGUUGGUGGAGGCCAGGAAUGCAGCCUCGCUCCAGCAUUCAUGAGUCACUCAGAUUGGCUGACCUGCACGCGUCUAGCUGCUCAUUCCUUCGUCAUGCUUCAUGAGGACCGACAACGUAUCGUUCUUGAAGGACGAUUCAUCGCUGUCGUUGCUUACGCCUGGACAAUUGUGAUGGACGAGCCAAG
Vitrella brassicaformis is the source of this 1138-nucleotide messenger RNA. The record is from the annotation of a GenBank genome assembly. NCBI's taxonomy places the organism in Eukaryota, Vitrellaceae.